Molecule: messenger RNA, 2164 nt
Organism: Amborella trichopoda
Lineage: Eukaryota; Viridiplantae; Streptophyta; Magnoliopsida; Amborellales; Amborellaceae
Product: Endosomal targeting BRO1-like domain-containing protein
Source: RefSeq, a predicted model, not a curated record
AAUUUUGACGUCCCGUCUUGAAAUCUCAGUCUUAAAUUCGGGAAGAGAGAGAAACGGAGAAUAUAAUUGAGAGAGAAUAUAGGAGGAGAGAAGAGAGAGAAAGAGUGUUGUUGCUUGAUAAGAACGUACAAACAUAGCCUUUAAAAGGUAGGAUUCGGCUUCAGGUAGACGGCUGCAAAGAAAAUCUGCAAGCUUCAAAGGCUUUAUAAGACUCUCUCUCUCUACACUUCAAAAUUGGGCUAUUUUGUUGCUUUCAUGGCGCUCUGUAAGUUUUAGUUGGCCUUUUUCUCUCGAAAUUUAGAGGAAGAAUAGAGAAAUGAAAGCUGAGAUCGAGCUCGCAUGCAAGUCUCUGGAUCAUCCCACUGUAUUUGUGAGAGGAAGUGAAGGCUGGGCUUAGUUUUUGACAAGAGAAGAGAAGAAAGCCCUAGGAUAUGGGAUGCCUAAUAUCGAGUCCAAAAAAUCGUGAGAAGAACAGGAGGUGGCCUGGGCAUGUCGGGGAGAUUGUAGUUUUUGUGCCAGGAUUCCGGAUACCCCAAAAUGUGGACUUUUCAAGCACGUUAUCGCAGUGCUUGUCUUCGAGUCUGGUGCAACGCCUCUCAGCUCUUAGGACUCGAAUAGUUGUCAUGGCAGCCCAAGAAGCACCAACUGCUUCAAAGCCCAGGAGAAGAACUGCUACCCAACAUGGUGGCACAACGCUUGCUGAUCUUCAACAAGCUAUUGAGGAUUACUUGCCAGUUCUCCUGGGACUAGUAAAAGAUGGAAGCCAGCUUAUGAACAAAGUAGAGUUUGUGUGGGUCAACCAGGAGGAUGAUAAAGAGGAAACAGCCGUAUCAGAUACUUGGUAUGAGGUACUAUCAGUUCUACACUUGAUGGCUAUGCUCUCUCUGUCACAGGCCAAUUUCUUACUUCUUCCUAAAACACCUAGUGACGGUUACCAGCCAAAGGUAUCUGAAGAGAGCAGGCGGAAUUCUAUUGACAUAUUCUUGCGGGCGGCUGGAUAUUUGGAUUGUGCUGUUCGGCAAGUCCUUCCUCAAAUGCCUCCUGAUGUUAGGAGAGAUCUUCCGGUGGACCUUCAAGAAGGAGUUUUGCAAGCUCUCUGCCUCCAGGCACUGGGACAGGGUGUUGACGUUCAACUUGGAAUUGCAAUUGAUAGCACCAAGGCCACCUUAGCUGUGAAACGAAGACUUGCCUGUGAAAUGGUGAAGUAUUGGAAGCAGGCUCAGGAUGGCCUCAUAAACCUUCCUUUAUGUAAUAGUUGGGGAGAAAAACAUCAAAUUUUUGUCAAGUGGAAGCUUACUGAAGCAAAGGCAGCAGCUUACUAUUAUCAUGGCCUAAUCCUUGAUGAAGCAAACACCGAGAAGUCUCAUACUAUGGCAGUGGCUGCUCUUCGGGCAGCAGAGGAGUUUCUAAAAGAGAGUAAAAAGGCUGCUGAGUGCUUCUCUACAGCGCCUCCACAAUCAAGGAAUCCUCCUCUUUGGGGAGCAAUGAAAUAUUUGUCGGAGAAGAUCCCAAACGAUGCUGCCAACAAGGCACGCAUCAACAGAGAUCUCUACAGUCAUGAGAAGAUCAUAGAGUCAGCACCCCCAUUGCCAGACUUCCCACUGGCGCUAAAGCCCGAUGAGUACCAGCUCCCCCGAUCUGAUCACGCUUGGAACCAAACCGAACCAUCAAAGGACACGAACCAGUCUAAGAGAACAUAAAGCAAGGCCAAUCCAGCAAAGGACCAAACAAAAGUUUCAAAAUUCACUUGUACACUUGCUCCAUAUCAGAGCUCGCAUAGUGCAAAGGUUUACCCCAGUGUUUCCGCUCCCACUACACUAAUGGGAAGCUAGUAGCUGUGGAGAAUGAAGAAUUAUCUGAGAUUUGGGGUAUAAGCAAACGUGUCUCAGUAAAUAUAUAUAGUAAGGGAAUUUGUGGGUGGGUGAGAUAAAAUUUAAUUGCGAAAUCCUAUAUAUAUUCUGCAACCAGGAAAUGAAAUCCGACUUCCUCUUCUUUUUAUGUCUGUCUAUUGUGGUGUAUGUAAGAUGAGGAGUUGACCUCACUGUUUUGGUGGGCGAAAGACGUAAGGCAAGUUUCCUUAGAGAGUGUUUGCUGUAAUUCUUUUGGAUUUUGUUAUAAAUGAUCCACUUUUCUUCAGUAAGAUUCAAUCACCAUCGGAAUUGGG